UUUAAGGAGUUUAGUUUUACUCAGCUUCCGUUCUGCACUCUGCUGGGACCGCACCAUCCGAACCAGGAAACCAGGCGGCAGGUGAACUUACUUGGAAUUGAAGCGCAACUGUCACGCAGGUUGUCGGGGUAUGGAGGAGAGCAGUGCCGUAGGAGGACCUGGUUCAGAUGCAGGAGUGAAACGGGGGUACUUUUAUUGAUUAACUACAAGCCAAGAGCGGAAGUUGUUUGACCAAAACACCCGGAGCGGACCGGAGAGCGUUCAUUUGUCGUGUGGCAACGUGGAGAGGACUGUCUCGGAGUUUGCAUCCGUAAUUCAAAGGCACUUUGGCGGAUAGGUGCCAUGAGCAGUGAGCUGAAUGUGCCUAUGGGUUCUCCAGCCCCGGGGGUCGCAGAGCACGCCCCAGACAACAGCGGGAUGGACUACAGGGACUGGGUGCGACGUAGUUACCUGGAGUUGGUCAGCUCCAACCACCACUCGGUGCAAGCACUGUCGUGGAGGAAACUCUAUCUGAGCCGUGCCAAGCUGAAGGCCUCCAGCAGGACCUCUGCGCUGUUGUCUGGCUUUGCAAUGGUGGCCAUGGUUGAGGUGCAGCUGGAAGUUCAUUUCAGUUACCCUCGUCUGCUUCUCAUUGCCUUCAGUGUGUGCACCACCAUCCUGGUGGCAGUGCACCUCUUCGCUCUGCUGAUCAGCACCUGCAUUCUUCCCAACGUGGAAGCUGUCAGCAACAUCCACAACCUCAACUCCGUCAGUGAGUCGCCUCACGAACGCAUGCACUACUACAUCGAGCUGGCCUGGGGCUUCUCCACGGCCUUGGGGAUCCUGUUGUUUUUAGCAGAAGUGGUGCUCCUCUGCUGGAUCAAGUUCUUGCCUGUAGAAUCUGGCAAGAUCAAAAAGCCGACUACCACAUUGGCCACCCCUCUGGAAACCACCACUCCCUCGCAGCCGAACCCCGGCUGGCAGGCUGCGCUGGCCUCCACCAUCAUCAUGGUCCCGGUGGGGGUGAUUUUUGUGGUGUUCACCAUUCACUUCUAUCGCUCUCUGGUUCGCCACAAGACGGAGCGCCACCACCAGGAGAUCGAAGAACUGCACAAGAUUAAGGUGCAGCUGGACGGCCAUGAGAGAGGACUCCAGAAUGUCUGAAGACAUGACGGCAGCUUUAAUGACUUCACUUUGUCUCAUAUAUUUAUCAAACCCUCUCUCCCUUUUCUAAAAUGUAUUCUGGUCACUUUUAAUACCUUGGACAUGUCAGCAGUGAGCUUUAAAGUGUUGCAGCGCCGACAACCAAUGUGUCCCAGACUGCUAAUUUAUUCUUAUGGUGAACUUGUAUUGUAGGAUUUGUGCAGUGAUUUUUUUUCUGUGCUUUCAAUCUUUAAUCUGUGCUGACGAAAGGUCAAGUUAAAAGGUUUACAGAAAAAAAGGGCUAUUAAGUUCUGUGUGCCAUUCUUGCUAUAUCUCUGUUUUCUUGUUAGGGUUGGGAGCUGGUGAUGAUUCCAUUGUUGCAAUGUUUGUUCAGUCUGAGAAUGACUCUUUUUGGAAUCUCUUAGUCCUCACUUAAUGGCAUAAAAGUAACCAAUAAUUCUCAAAAAAUUGUUUUGAUUAAGCUUUGUUUAUCAUGUUGCCUUAAGUAAUUUGCCAUAAUGUAAUGUGGCUUUUGUUUGAUUAUUGUGUUCUCUGAAAACUGGUCUCUAUGCUCAGCUUUAUUUAGGCAUAACUGUGACAGAGAGAGCCAUAGCGUGCAGUAUUUGUCAUGCAAAGUGUAACAAUACUUUUAAAUGUUCAGCUUUUCCUACUGUUGUUACUGAAAACAUGUUUCUUUAUGCAUCUGUACCAUCCCUCCCACACAGAUGCCACACAGGGGUCAUUAUAUUAGUCGUUGUGUACGUGAUAUUAGUCUAAUAAGCCGAGCUAAUCACAAAGAUGCAAGAGAUGCUCGUAAUCCUGUGACGCGGUUAUCAGAUUGACCAAGGUUCUACUUCACUUGAAAAUGACACGUUUAGGUGCCAUCAGAUUCAAGUUAAAGAGUGUGUGUCUGAAAGGGGACUGAGUCACAGCCCAGAGUGGAAAUAUUCUACUUUAGAGGGGGAUUUCUAGAAGGUCUUUGAUGUCAAUCAUGGAAUUGGUCAGUUUACUUUUUUUUAAUUAGUUGUACCAAGUUAAGGUUUAAUAUUUGUACAGUACUUAUAUCUGAACACCCAUACAAGCCACAUUCACCCACAAAGCACUUUCUGAGUAACAUGUAUGCACUGGAAGCUAUUUCUUACCCAGUGCUACUUAGACACAGUCUGGAGGAGCUGGGAAUCAAACCACCAACUUUCUAAUCAUUAGAGAACCUGCUCUACCUUCUGAGCCACAGCCAUCCUGAUACAGAAAGAUGCAGCUUUUUGCACCUACAUGCUUAACUCUAUAAUGAAAGGCAAACUGCCAACAAAAUGCGAGUUGUGUGUUAUUGUCAGAUGGAUUCUGUGAGAGACUCAAAGAUUUGGAUUUGUAUAACAAAGUCAAUACUUGAUUUAGGUUUGAUGAAAUGCUACUGAACCCCAGACCUCAUGCAUUAUGUGGUGGCCUUAUUGCUCACCUUCAACGUGCCCCUCCAGUGGGCUAUACAGCAAACUGCAAGCAGCUGUGCGGUGUCUCUGUUCUGACUGGAGGGGAAUUGUUAAACUAAGUAUCUAUUGUUGGUAUGUCUUAAACAAAAGCUGCAUUCUAGUGUUUUUACAGCCAAAAUCUCACUAAUGCCUCAAACCUUUUUUUUUUUCCUUUUUACUCAAAUAGCUUUUACUGUCUGUUAAGACCUUGGAUCCUGUGUAAAAGAUGUCAAACGUGUCUAUUCUGUAUAUACUGAUGAUGCACAAAUUGCUUAAAUAUGAAUGUGUUACUGUCCAAAUAUAGUUCUGCCUUACAGAAUUAUUGCCUUUUAUGAAACGCCGUUUUGCUAAAGGUCAUAACACAAGCACAUCUUUUGUUGGAAAUGUGGUGAAGCUAAAAUGUGAGUUGGGUGUCGUCCCAAACGUUUGGAGGAAGAGUCACGUAUGAACAGUCACAAAGUGCAUGUAACGAGCAUGAUAUAUGGUGUUUACAGUUUACAGGUUUUUUUUAAAGUUUUCAGUUAAGUGCGGGUUCCAUGAACGGAAAUCCGCACGGUGAAUGACGAUGUUUGAAAAAAGAAAAAUGUUCAAAACAACAUUCCAAAUAUGAUGACUGACCAAAGUGUUGCUCAGUUAUGUCUCAUUUCUUUCUUUUCAGAACAGAAAAAAAGUGCACUUGUAGUUUAAUUGUACAGUAAGUAAGUAUCGGUUUCUUAUCAAAGAAUGUCCUCCAUUGUGUUGUGUUUGUUGCUUCUUUAAUGGAUACUGCAGAGGACAUGGAGACCUGUGCUGUAAGAUGUAAUUAACACCCUGAAGGCUACCAAAAAUAAAAAUAAAAAGUUCUCUGUGU
Messenger RNA from Oreochromis niloticus (Nile tilapia), 3438 nucleotides. It is a transcript of the gene orai2, whose product is annotated as ORAI calcium release-activated calcium modulator 2. The transcript has 3 exons. Gene Ontology annotation, molecular function: store-operated calcium channel activity. Gene Ontology annotation, biological process: store-operated calcium entry. NCBI's taxonomy places the organism in Eukaryota, Metazoa, Chordata, Actinopteri, Cichliformes, Cichlidae. Bases 343 to 1143 code for a protein of 266 amino acids. The record is from RefSeq and is a predicted model, not a curated record. Gene Ontology annotation, cellular component: membrane.